Molecule: messenger RNA, 1172 nt
Organism: Megalopta genalis
Lineage: Eukaryota; Metazoa; Arthropoda; Insecta; Hymenoptera; Halictidae
Gene: snf
Product: U1 small nuclear ribonucleoprotein A snf
Molecular function (GO): RNA binding
Source: RefSeq, a predicted model, not a curated record
UUCCAAUCUAUUAGAGUACGCAUGUGGCAACUCGUUGUUGUACUUACAUGUACCCUAACCUCUAAACAGUAGUGACGCCGAUUAAGCGUAAUUGUUACAGUAAACAAAAAUGGCAAUGGAUAUUAGACCGAAUAAUACGAUCUACAUCAAUAAUUUAAAUGAGAAAAUAAAAAAGGAUGAGCUCAAGAAAUCCUUAUACGCAAUUUUUUCUCAAUUUGGUCAAAUAUUAGAUAUUGUAGCCUUAAAAACAUUAAAAAUGCGUGGACAAGCAUUUGUUAUUUUUAAGGAAAUUGCUAGUGCCACAAAUGCAUUGAGGUCAAUGCAAGGAUUCCCAUUUUAUGAUAAACCAAUGAGGAUACAAUAUGCAAAAACCGACAGUGAUAUAAUUGCAAAAAUGAAAGGCACAUAUGCUGAACGACCUAAGAAACCAAAACGUAUUGUACCUGCAGCUGACGAAGAAGCUAAACGUGCUAAAAAGCGAGCCAAAGAACAGGCUAAACAUUCUCAACAAAUUGGUUAUCAUGCUGGUGUACCACAACAUCCAGGUUUAGUUAAUACAGCUGUACCCGAACAACCACCAAAUCAAAUUCUGUUCCUCACAAAUUUACCAGACGAAACUAGUGAAAUGAUGUUAUCCAUGUUGUUUAACCAAUUUCCUGGGUUUAAAGAAGUACGCUUGGUACCAAACAGGCAUGACAUUGCAUUUGUUGAGUUUGAAAACGAAGUUCAGUCAGGAGCUGCGAAAGAUGCACUUCAAGGAUUUAAAAUUACACCUUCUCAUGCAAUGAAAAUUUCUUUUGCAAAGAAAUAAACUACAUGAUAUCCUAGUUGAUAUGGAAAUGUUAUCAAGGAAUGAACAAAUGCGUGUGUGUGUUGUAACUGAAGUAUUUAGAAAUGUAUGCAAUGCGUAAUUAAUCAAGGAUGAAGAUUUAGAAGCAUAAAUCUGAAACAUACCAUAUACAUUCAAGAACAUUACGUGUACAAAAUUUUAUGUAAUGUAUACAUACAAGACUACACACUGUAAAUAGGAAUUAAAAGAUAUAACAUUUUUCAGAAAUACAUCCGUCAUGUGGGACUAUUUUUUAUUUAAUUAUAAUAUAAUUAAAUGUGAAAAGUAGAAACAUUUCUAUAAUAAAGUAAUUACAAUGACAUAACUCAUACAAGAUAUAAAA